Molecule: messenger RNA, 356 nt
Organism: Notechis scutatus (mainland tiger snake)
Lineage: Eukaryota; Metazoa; Chordata; Lepidosauria; Squamata; Elapidae
Source: RefSeq, a predicted model, not a curated record
GAAAAUGUAACCCCCGUUUUGACUUUCUUUUUGACCCAAGCCGGAGCCAAAGGCCAUGCCCCACUGGGACAAUUGGGAGAGGCCCAAAGAAGAAUUCCGUCUGAUCCGGAAGUUGGACUCAGGCUACUUUGGGCAAGUCUACGAGGGACUUUGGAAAGAGAAAGUGAAAGUUGCUAUCAAAGUGUUACAGAGAGCCGAUCUGACGUGCCAGGACACCUUCAGAAAUGAGAUCGAGGCCCUGAGGUUGUUGAAGCACAAGAACAUUCUUUCCCUCUACGCCAUCUGCUCGGCCGGGGAUCCCGUCUACAUCAUCACUGAAAUCAUGACCAAAGGGAACUUGCUCGCGUUCCUGAGAG